Nicotiana tabacum (common tobacco) is the source of this 1056-nucleotide messenger RNA. The record is from RefSeq and is a predicted model, not a curated record. NCBI's taxonomy places the organism in Eukaryota, Viridiplantae, Streptophyta, Magnoliopsida, Solanales, Solanaceae.
AUGUAUAAUGUAUUUAUAUGCUCCGUCCCUCAUAGCCUCACUCCUCCCAAAUCAGCUGAGAGUAACAGUGACAGUGCUGCCUUCAAAAUCUUCAUCCAUUCCAUGGGCGAAGAAUCAGAAUCAGAAUCUCAAUCUCAACCCAACCCUAACACCACCACCUACCUAACCAAUGUACCCCGCCAAUCUCAUUCACCACCCUCCAAACUCCCUUCCCGACCCAGAAAAUUUCGUAAACUUUCCAACACUACAGAUUCCCACAAUAAUUCCAACCCAAGGCUCAUUCCUCGUUCACUUUCAUCCGAAGGUGAACUAGAAUCAGCCAUUAAUUACCUCAAAUCCUCCGACCCAUUACUUAUCCCAUUAAUACAAACUUACCCACUUCCCAUUCUUGAACUUUCUCAACCCCCUUUUCUUGCCUUGACAAAAAGCAUUCUUUUUCAGCAAUUAGCUUUCAAAGCUGGUUCCUCAAUUUACUCUCGAUUCAUCUCUCUUUGUGGUGGUGAGUGUAAUAUAAGUCCAGAUAUUGUUUUAGGAUUAACCCCACAACAGCUUCGUCAAAUUGGGAUAUCUGCUAGAAAAGCAAGUUAUUUACAUGACCUAGCAAGGAAGUAUCAAAAUGGGAUUUUGUCUGAUAAGUCAAUUGUGGAAAUGGAUGAUAAGUCCCUUUUUGCUAUGCUUACUAUGGUCAAUGGAGUGGGGCCUUGGUCAGUUCAUAUGUUUAUGAUAUUUUCGUUGCAUAGGCCGGAUGUUUUGCCAAUACAUGAUCUUGGUAUUAGGAAAGGAGUGAAAAUGUUAUAUGGGCUUGAGGAUCUUCCUAGGCCUUCGCAAAUGGAUCAGUUGUGUGAGAAAUGGAAGCCUUAUAGAUCGGUUGCUUCUUGGUACAUUUGGAGGUUUGUAGAGGCAAAGGGGGCGAAUUCGAAAGCAACUGUUGUGGGGAAUUCUGAUGUUAGUUUGCAGCUGCUUCUGCAACAGCAACAUCAGCAUUUCUUGGAUCCUCUUAAUGAGAUUCAUAAUGUUGGGUAUGUUUCCUUUUGCUUCUAGUUUGCCAUUAACUGU